ACGGUCCGAUUCCUGCCACUCGAGUUUUAGUCGAGGACCCGGUCUGUUCAUAGCAAUGGACCACAGCGGCAAGAUGCAGCGCUCCCUUGUCGAUACCAGCGGGACUGUUUCAUGGAGUAGUGGUAGCAGCGAAACCAGUGACGAGCGCGCGAUCUACGGGCAGCAACAGGUUCAGUCGCAGCCGUUCGCGACGCCGCCGUGGCCGUCGUUCCAGAGCGAACCGCUCUUCGAUGAUGAGGUGAAGAUUGAAACCUUCGAGAGAAAUAAGCAGCAACUCGACGAAGCGAAGGCAGCGCGAAGACGACAGUACCAUAAGGAGGUGGUGGCACGCUCGCGUCUCCGUCAAAAGGUGAGCGCCGCCGCGAUCCAGCAGCAAGAAUUAGUGUUAGGUAGAAAGCUGCACGAGCUUUUGCGGCAGACCGGACACCCCGUGACACAAAGAUCGGAAUCGACGGUGGUGCCCUGCGAGGACGGAACUUCGAGGGAACAGGAGUUAAUGCACCGAUACGCCGAACAAGUCGCAACACAAGAACGAAUUCUGUUGGAGAACAAGGAGCUGCAUCGGAGGAUAGAAGACCACGCCAAAGUAUACGAUGCAAUAGAGAAAGCCGACGUCUUAACAGACUACGGAGAUUGCGUCAAGGGCGUCGAAAACUUGCAAGUUAACGCGUCCGAACGGUCAACCAGCGGAACCAGCACAUGGAUAUUUUUCGAUGACGACCAAGACCCGAUCUACUAUGUGCCGCUUACGGAGGAAAACUGCAAAGAAGUCGUGCGUACAGUUUUCCAGCGCACGCUCCAUCUGUAUUCAGAGUUCAUGGAGCGGCGUGUGCCGAUCUCCGAGCUGGAAUUCUUCGGCUGGCGCGUAAUGCGGCCUCUAGAAGUAGACCCGAACAUACUGCGCUUCCAGCUCAUCAAGUCCGUGCGUGUCGUGGACGAUUCGAUGGACGACAUUGUAAACCGUACGUGGCAUGCAUUCCACGACCCCAAGAGGUUCGCCUCCAUCUACAGCACACCCGUGACCACCCGCGUCAUUCAAAAGGUGACCGAGGAUAUGACAGUGCUUAUCCAGAAUGCGCCGGUUCAGUCCGGCGAGCAGCGGAGUAUCCGCUACUUUAAUAUCCUCGCACGUGCGCGAGGACUCAACGCGCAGAACGAGCGCGUCGUGGCGCUCCUGAAGACGAUCGUGAGCCCAACUGACUGCCAGGGCGUCGGUGGUAUCACAGCUCAACUCCAUGAGAUUGAGUGGAUGAAGCGGGGCAUCUCGUACUUGUUACUGACCGAGGAACCGACGCAGAGCGAAGCGCGAACUGUUCGACUGCAUUACGGCUGCGACUACGAGUGCGUGAGCGAAGAGCAUGUGCGGUAUCUUAUGGUGGAAGUGCUGGGCAUCGCGUGUCGGUGGGAACAACUGGUGAUGCCGUCGCACCGCCUCACUUUCUAA
Molecule: messenger RNA, 1444 nt
Organism: Phytophthora nicotianae INRA-310
Lineage: Eukaryota; Oomycota; Peronosporomycetes; Peronosporales; Peronosporaceae
Exons: 1
Coding region: 56-1444 (462 amino acids)
Source: RefSeq, a predicted model, not a curated record